UCUCUUCCAUGAGAGAUGGACCUUUUACUACCCAUUCUCUACCUCUCCUUUGUCCUUCUCCUCUCUCCUCCAGUUUCUGCAUGGCAUUGGCAUUGGCAUACGUACAAACACCCUCCUAUACCAUGGCACCCUCCGUACUGGACACCUUUCUACCACUACAAAACACCCCCACCAACUAUACAUACGUAUCCAUCCCCUCCACCACCCGUAUAUGCGUAUAAAUCACCACCACCACCCGUAUACAAGUACAAAUCACCGCCCCCGCCACCCCAUCUACACAAACCCAAGCCGCCCCCAUCUCCCGUAUAUACAUACAAAUCUCCACCCCCGCCCGUAUACAAAUCCCCGCCAUUGCCCAUAUACAAAUACAAAUCUCCUCCACCACCCAAAUACAAAUACGCAUUGCCACCACCUCCACCUUCACGUGUAUGUAAACCUCCAUCAAUACCCGUAUACAAAUACAAGUCUCCACCGCCACCCACACACAAAUACCAGUCUCCACCUCGGCCUGUAUACAAAUACAAGUCUCCACCACCACCAGUGCAUAAAUACGAAUCUCCUCUACGACCUAUAUACAAAUACAAGUCACCACCGCCGCCUCCACCCACAUCCAAAUACAAGUCUCCGCCGCCACCCAUGCACAAGGCUCCGCCGGUACCUAUAUACAAAUACAAGUCACCACCACCGCCCGUAUACAAAUACAAGUUUCCUCCACCACCCUUUCACAAAUCUCCUCCCAUACCUGUAUACAAAUACAAGUCUCCUCCACCACCCUUGCACAAAUCUCCUCCCAUACCUGUAUACAAAUACAAGUCUCCUCCACCACCCGUACACAAGUCUCCUCCACCACCCUUACACAAAUCUCCUCCCAUACCUGUAUACAAAUACAAGUCUCCUCCACCACCUGUGCACAAGUCUCCUCCCAUACCUAUAUACAAAUACAAGUCUCCUCCACCACCCGUACACAACUCUCCUCCUAUACCUGUAUACAAAUACAAUUCUCCUCCACCACCCGUACACAACUCUCCUCCUAUACCUGUAUACAAAUACAAGUCUCCUCCACCACCCAUACACAAGUCUCCUCCCCUACCCCUAUACAAGUCUCCACCACCACCUGCAUGCAAUUACAAGUCACCGCCUCCACCCUUCCACGUAUACAAAUACAAAUCCCCGCCACCACCUAUAUACAAAUACAAAUCGCCUCCUCCGCCGCCCCCUCAUGUAUACAAGUAUAAGUCGCCACCGCCACAACAACACAAGAAGAAGUUUCCACCGCCGCCAUAUCAUCCCCACCCGGUCUACCGUUAUAGUUCUCCGCCGCCGCCAUGUUAGCUACCUUAAUUAGCAAAAAUGAAGAGAUUCUAAGUAAAGAAUGCUUAUCAUAAUGUCUUUAUUUUCAAUAUCAUAUAUCUCUGUCUCAUCUUAUAUUUAUGAUUGUAAUGCUUAUAUAGAGUAUUCAAGUACUUAAAACCUUCUUGUUA
Molecule: messenger RNA, 1481 nt
Organism: Magnolia sinica
Lineage: Eukaryota; Viridiplantae; Streptophyta; Magnoliopsida; Magnoliales; Magnoliaceae
Product: extensin-like
Exons: 1
Coding region: 16-1332 (438 amino acids)
Biological process (GO): plant-type cell wall organization
Molecular function (GO): structural constituent of cell wall
Source: RefSeq, a predicted model, not a curated record